GAAGUAGCGGCAUCUCAACCAACGAAACAAAACUGCUGCAAGUUCAAACUAGAGCAAGCGCAAAGAGAGACGGCUGUGAAUAGUGAGCAGAGAAGGCUGUCAAGACAUUGUCAAUAUGGACGAUAUGGAGGACACCACAAUCUUCUCAACGCUAAAAUCUUUCAAGAGUUUGAUAUCGGGUCCAGAUCAGUCUUUGCUGGAGACUGAGCCAGCCUAUGGAAGAAGUGACCUUCAGAAGCUCUAUACUAAAAGGGUGGAGUUAGAGGAGGCUGCAGAGCGUGUCCGUUCUCACACUAGCCUGUUGCAGCUCACUCAAGAAAAACAACAGAUGGAGCUUAGUCACAAACGGGCACGUAUAGAGCUGGAGAAAGAGGCGCACAGCAGCUCCAGAGAUUUACAGAGGGAAAUUGACCGUAACAGGGAGUUACUGUUGAAGAUCAGACGUCUGGAAGAAAGAGAAGAGAAAGCAAAUCAAGCUCUUAAUGAACAAAUGGAAAACAACAAGGCUUUAAAGCGUAACCUUGAGGAACUCCACAAGAAAGCAAAUGAAAAAGACAGCAAACUUACUGAAGCAGACCAGAUGAUCAGUGAGUUGAAAGAUGAGACACGAAGGCUCAAUCAGAAGAUCCAGAUUCAGGAGUCCAAAUUCUCAACCCAGAACCUGGAGAUUCAGGCCCUGCAGGAACAACUGGAUGUACAGUGCAAGAAGUACCAGGAUGUCAGUCAGAGGUACCAGAAUCUGCAGUCAUCUCAUUCCAUCAGCACAGAGAGUGAACUCAAGAUGAAGGAGUUGGAGAGGCGUUUGGCUCUUCAGGAGCAAGACUCUGUGAUUGUGAAGAACAUGAAAUCUGAAAUGGUCAGGCUGCCUGAACUGGAGCGGGAAAUUAAACGUCUGCGGGAGGAAAACGCUUUCUUACGAGAGACAAAAGAGAACAACAGUCUGCUGAAAGAAGAGACUGAGGGGUUGAGGAAGAAGUUGGAGAGAGUGGAGAGAGUGAUGGAGGAGAAACUCAAAGCGGAGUUGGAGAAAGAGAAACUGGAGCAAGAGCUGCAGGCUUGGGAAAACAUUGGCCAGGCUGCAGGACUUAAUAUUAGAUACAACAGUAGAGAGAUGACAGGAAAGCACUGGGAGGACAAAGGGUAGCGGGAUCGGCAAAGGACCUCGAGACGGGAAUCAAACUCGGGUCGCCAUGAGCGCAGUUGCACUAUGUGUCGACGCACUAACCAUGAGGCUAUUGGC
Messenger RNA from Sinocyclocheilus anshuiensis, 1240 nucleotides. Its product is annotated as mitotic spindle assembly checkpoint protein MAD1-like. The record is from RefSeq and is a predicted model, not a curated record. Gene Ontology annotation, cellular component: kinetochore; mitotic spindle; nuclear envelope. Gene Ontology annotation, biological process: attachment of mitotic spindle microtubules to kinetochore; mitotic spindle assembly checkpoint signaling. Lineage: Eukaryota; Metazoa; Chordata; Actinopteri; Cypriniformes; Cyprinidae. Bases 116 to 1144 code for a protein of 342 amino acids. The transcript is spliced from 11 exons.